This is a messenger RNA of Plodia interpunctella (Indianmeal moth), 2430 nucleotides long. It is a transcript of the gene sosie, whose product is annotated as sosie. Bases 487 to 1023 code for a protein of 178 amino acids. The transcript has 5 exons. NCBI's taxonomy places the organism in Eukaryota, Metazoa, Arthropoda, Insecta, Lepidoptera, Pyralidae. The record is from RefSeq and is a predicted model, not a curated record.
CUCGUUUUAAAAUUAAAUCUGAGGAUUAUUUGAUAACUUUGAAAAAAAUGAACUACCUACCUACGAUUUAAAGUUACGAAAUAACAUGUAGUAAAUGGAAUAUUCAUAAGUUAUACUUAGUGUCUGUCCCUGUCUGUUCUCGACUUUGAACUAGGUGGAUAAUCUGGAAUUUGUGUUACAAUCUCAAUAAAGUAACAAAAAACUUAGGUAAGUAUACAUUAUUUUCUUCGUAGCUUUGAAAACAUAAAAAAUGAAAUAAAAAAAAAUAACGUAGCAAAAAUAAAUCGUCCCACUCAAUAUAUUGUGUUCCGUUUUACGCACACCCCGUAUUUGUUUCUAAGACAUGCAACCCCCAAACCUUGAGGCGCUCAGUAUCGCGUCGCAGUCAAGGCAGCCAACAGCUUAACAGUAACUAAACAAAAUAAUAUAAACACAGUGUUAAAUCAACCAAUAAAAAAAAUAUAACUAAAGUUUGUCUCUGUGACAAUGUGUAAAUAUCUCGUAAUGACUGUUUUAACCGUAAUACUGGCCGUUUGGCUGAAUGUUCAGUCGUCUGAAGCCUUUGGAAUAUCGUCAUUUGGAAAGGCGAACACAGACCCGCCUAAGCCACCGACGACCACGCCACCUCCUGCACGGCCAUGUUCAAGACAAGCGGACUGCGCGGGCAUCAGCAGCAGCUCCUGUGUGAGAACCCACUACGACACGGCCACCAGGUGUCUCUGCGGAGACAACACCACCCCGCUGAAUGGCCAAUGUGAUUCGGUCGCCAAAAGUCUGUACCACGUGUGCUCGAAUAGCGACGAAUGUAACGAGGGCCUUAUCUGCGGGGCGCCCAACGUGACCACCGCCUCCCCUCCUCAUAUGAAGGUGUUCUCCCCCCAGGACAAGAUAUGUCUCUGCGACUCCGAUAACGGAUUCAAGGAGAAAGACCAUACUUGCAGCGAUGCUGAUAUUUUGAAGACAUCAAUGUUGGCUGUACUCGUCGUAAUUGGAAUAAGGAAAGCCAUACAAAGCGGUUAUUAAUUAUUUAUUUUGUUAUUUAAUUAACGCAUGUGUCGAAUUAUUUAAAAUAAUGUAUUGUUAGAAUGUCACGUUUUAUUUCAGCUUAUUGGUAAUUUUAUUAUGUAGAUUUUUAAAGUUUUCUUUUUGAAAAAUCAUAGAUAAUUUUAUUACACUCCGUUUUUUCUUACAAGUCUCAACAAUGUCAACAAUCUUCACAUUAUUGUUGGAAAUAAAUGAAAUAUCACUACAAACUUACAGAUUGUAAUAAAAUAUUUAUUAACCAAGAAUGCAAUAUGCAAAAAGUGUUAUUUUUAUUUAUAUUGUUUUAAGUUUAUUCACUUAUAAUUAUAAAAUCGUUGUUGAUAUUUACAUACUAAGAUUUGUAAUAAAAAACAGGAUUUUUUAAAUAUGUAGAAUGCAAAACAAUAUAGUUUAAUUUAAGAAAAAACGAAUAUUAAUAAAGUUCGGAGAUUAAAAAAAAAAUAAACAUUAAGUUUUGUUUUUAGUUUAUUUAUCUAGAUUAGAUAUUACUUCCUUAAACUUAAUCCGUCCUAUUGUCUUUUAUCUAUUAUAGAAAUAAGCUCAUUGUUUUUAUGUUUUUGAUAAUAACCUAACUCAUAACUUGGUCAGUUUACUAAUAUUAUCAAAAACUUGAAAUACUUAUUGCAUUUUUUAUACUAGUCAUGAUUAUGUCUUUAUAAGUUUAAGCAUACGUAUUGCUUCUGUAAUAAUGUAGGUAUUUUCUGUAAUUUGCACAGUUAGUUACAAAUACAAUAUUGAUAAAUACAUGUGGUUAAAUUGUUAUAGAUAUGUACUUAUUUUAUCAUAUAAAAUAGAUUUUAUGAGAGAUUUUAUUGCACACAUAGUGUUUUAAUCAAAACAUAUUACUAUCUAACAUUGUUUAAAGGAAUAAUUACAAAUUACAAUUAUUGUUAGAAUAUUUUAAAAAUAUAUAUUAUCUAAAUUAAUUACAUAAUUAGGUGUUGCUAAUUUUACUUUUAUUAAUGAUUAGAUAAAAUCUUGUUUUUUAACGUUGACAUGUGCUGCCAUCUGUGAUAGGAUAAUAUUAAUACUAAAAAUAACUGAAUUCAAAAUAUUUCAAACUUUUCUCUACGAUUAUCAUUGUGCUUAUUUAAUAGCUAGUCGUUGCACAAAUAUUCGUUAUUUAUUUAUAUCUAGUUACGUCAUAAAAAUUUGUAGCUACGAAUAAACAAAUUACACUAAUUAAUUGAGAACUAGUUUUGUAAUCAUUUUAGUAAAUAAAAGAAAGUUAGGUACCUAUCACACUUGAUUCGUUAAUGAGUAGAUAAGUAUAUUCACUAGUAGCUUUCGCCUAUGCUAACGUCCAGUUUAAUGAGAAUAAUUGUAAAUAUUUUGCUUAUUGUACAUGUACGGGGCACAGUUUACAAAAUAAAUUUUUAAAAUGCA